UGAGUAAUUUCUUUUAUUUCAUCAUACAUUUCAUCACUUUCUUCGUCAUCUGCAGAGCUAGUUGGCAUAUAAACUUGUACUACUGUAGUAGGUGUGGGCUUCGUAUCUAUCUUGGCCACAAUAAUGCGUUCAUUAUGCUGUUUGUAGUAGCUUACUCGCAUUCCUAUUUUCCUAUUCAUUAUUAAACCUACUCCUACAUUACCCCUAUUUGAUUUUGUGUUUAUAACCCUGUAGUCACCUAACGAGAAGUCUUGUUCCUCCUGCCACCGAACCUCACUAUAUGUAACUUUAACCUAUCCAUUUCCCUUUUUAAAUUUUCUAACCUACCUGACCGAUUAAGGGAUCUGACAUUCCACGCUCCGAUCCGUAGAACGCCAGUUUUCUUUCUUCUGAUAACGACAUCCUCUUGAGUAGUCCCAGCCCGGAGACUCGAAUGGGGGACUAUUUUACCUCCGGAAUAUUUUACCCAAGAGGACGCCAUCAUCAUUUAAACAUACAGUAAAGCUGCAUGCCCUCGGGAAAAAUUACGGCCGUAGUUUCCCCUUGCUUUCAGCCGUUCGCAGUACCAUCACAGCAAGGCCGUUUUGGUUAUUGUUACAACGCCAGAUCAUUCAAUCAUCCAGACUGUUGCCCUUGCACCUACUGAGAAGGCUGCUGCCCCUCUUCAGGAACCACACGUUUGUCUGGCCUCUCAACAGAUACCCCUCCGUUGUGGUUGUACCUACGGUACGGCUAUCUGUAUCGCUGAGGCACGCAAGCCUCCCCACCAACGGCAAGGUCCAUGGUUCAUGGUUCAUGGCGGCGGGGGGGACUCCGAGGAUAUCGCCUUGGAAACAGUACGCCUUAAACCCAAGGUCUUUUAUAGGUACGUGGACGAUACGCUCGCGGUCUGGCCGCACGGCGAGGACAUUCUAAUGAAAUUUCUUAGCCAUCUGAACAGCAGACACGAGAACAUCAAGUUCAAAUGGAAUUUGAAGAGAAAUGGUACCUAACCUUCCUCGAUAUCCUGAUAAAGAAAAAACCGGACGCCACACUGGGACACUCAGUCUACCGAAAGAGACCACACACAGACCUGUACCUUAACGCCAACAGCUUCCAUUACCCAGCACAACGGUAAUCCGUGUGCACUACUCUUCUCCGAAUAGCUUAUGACAUAUGGUUCAAGGACAGUUUAUCUACUGAGAUUCAGCAUCCGAAGAAAACCUUCCAGAAGAAUGGAUACAUCGUAACGCAUAUUAGACGCACUCUCAAGAUGAGCAAGAAGAAGAAGGACCUUCAAGAAGAAGAGAACGAAGGUCUGUCGUUCCUACCAUACGCAGGGCCGCCCACGGCCAAGAUUGCCAGGAUACUGGAAAAGAACAAGGUAAGAACCAUCUUGCAUCCUACAGCAAACUUCAGAAAUAUGCUGGGCUCAAUGAAGGACAACUUGGGUCUAAGAACACCGGAUGUCUAGAGUAUUUCCUGUGAAUGUGGGAAACAAUAUAUCGGACAGACGCAGCGUUGCAUAACACAACGCAUCUCUGAAUAUGUGAGAAUCAUCGGCCUAGGACAAAAAGAAAAAUUCGCGGUAGCGGAGCACAGCCUGAGUGAGAAACACACGUUUCAGUUGGAAGAAACCAAGAGACUGUAGAGCGAAAGGAUUCUCGGACUAUUAUUGAAGAGGCAGUGGAGAUACGGGUCAGUGAAAACCUGGCCAAUUGGGAUAGUAGCUUCCCACUCAGCAGCGCGUGGAACAACAUUAUCAAUAAUGGGACGAGAGCGCACUGAAGGAGGCAGGUCGGUUGCGGCAGAUGGAAUGAAGAGGCCGCACCGAGACGAGACGCCAGGACACCACCACCACCACCACCACCACGCGCCAUAGCACCGAUUCCGCUCGCGCCUGAUUGGCCUGACAGGCGCCUAGGAUGCAGAGAAGGCCUUGGUCCAGAGGCUAUAAAGAUCCGGACGAGACGUGAACCAGACAGGAAUAAAACACUGCGCAUCUAGGGACUGAUUGUUAGACGCGACGCACUCCGCUGCUCGGCUCGCUGCGGGUCACUUCGUUACCGUCGCUCGCGCACGCCGACGCCAUGCCGAGACGCAGGAAUGGAGGAAGAGGCAAGAUUGCUGCUGUUGUUGUUGUUGAGCUCCUGCUAAACGCAGUCGGAAGCAACGGUUGCGGCAACACGAAGAAGCGGAAGCCUGUGGCACAAUUACAAUGCUAUAAGUGCCAAAAGCUGGGACAUAUAACCAGGGAAUGCGACGGCGUGGUUGCGGGUGAUAAGUGCGGGAAACCUCACGACACACAGUACCGCACCAAACCAAGAGGUACUGCAGCAGAGUGCGUAAAUUGCGGUGACUCGCACGCCGCAAACGCGUGCAGCUGCAGCUAUCUGAAGACGUGGGAGCAGCGGAAGUUUGCCACCACACACGAAGAGGUGGCUCAACAAGAAGAAAAUGUUGACACCCCGCUCUCCUACCCUAGUAGGGGAAGCGGGCUGCGCCACAAAAACGACGUGGACGCCUCCCGCCAAGCACUGCGGGAAGCCAACGAGGAGGCAAUCACCGCGCUCAAAUCCGCCAUAGCAGAGGAGAGUGCGGCCCUGAGAGCGGAACUAGAAGAGACGCGUCGGGAGGUGACUCAACUAAGGGCCGCCCUGUACCUCGCGUCCCGCGCGACGCCGGACGUGGCACCGACUCGCACCAGUACGGGGGUAGACGUGGCAACACAAACGACUGCCUCCCUGGCCGACGCGGCAAUGCAGGUUGCUAGGGAGGUGGUCAUGCAGUCUGGGGAAACGGCCGAUAACAAGGAGACGGCCCCUCGGAAGCAGUCGUCACUACUGUCUCUGUGGAAACAGAGACGAUACAGGAAGUGCGGAUGGAGACCGAGGGGGGAGGGGGAGGAGGAGGAGGAGGAGGAGGAGGACGAGGAGGUGGAGAAGGAGGAGGUGGAGAAGAAGAAGAACAAGACGACGACGAGCCGUUCGAUUACUUCGGUUGUGAAGUCAUCAAAGCCUACAGUACCAGACAAAAGGCAACCACACACACCACCUAUGCUGCCAUCGCAGCUGACAGAAGUAACACAAAUGUCGCAGCAACCAACGCCAACACCGUCCCAUCUUCUAAGGCCAACCCCCACCACCAAAGGCGUGCUUAGGUCAUUCCCCAUCGUCCAGCUCCACCCCCUCCGACCAUUGCUGCGCCUCAGCAGCACACAAUCAGUGCCGGAACGCCAACCACUCUGGCUGGGCAACCCAAGAUGCUCUAACAACUUCUGCAGCGCGGCGGCGGAACCCGACACUUUGCCUGAAGAUGGCUAG
Schistocerca gregaria is the source of this 3302-nucleotide messenger RNA. RefSeq lists its product as uncharacterized. The transcript is spliced from 3 exons. Lineage: Eukaryota; Metazoa; Arthropoda; Insecta; Orthoptera; Acrididae. Gene Ontology annotation, molecular function: zinc ion binding; nucleic acid binding. The record is from RefSeq and is a predicted model, not a curated record. The coding region runs from base 2070 to 3302 and encodes 410 amino acids.